Molecule: messenger RNA, 870 nt
Organism: Amphimedon queenslandica
Lineage: Eukaryota; Metazoa; Porifera; Demospongiae; Haplosclerida; Niphatidae
Product: putative ankyrin repeat protein RF_0381
Exons: 1
Molecular function (GO): protein binding
Source: RefSeq, a predicted model, not a curated record
UUAAUGCUAAAGGGAGGAAUGGCUAUACACCAUUACAUUUUGCAUGCGAAAAAGGUCAUUUUGAAGUUGUUAAAGUUUUGACUAAUCAUCCACAAUGUAUUACUGAAGCUGAAGACAAUACUGAUGACAGACCACUACACAAAGCAUGUGAAUCUGGAAAUGUAGACAUUGUACGUCAUCUUGUGAUUGAUAAACACUGUGAUGUUAAUGCUAAAGGGAGGAAUGGCUAUACACCAUUACAUUUUGCAUGUGAAAAAGGUCAUUUUGAAGUUGUUAAAAUUUUGACUAAUCAUCCACAAUGUAAUACUGAAGCUGAAGGCAGUUAUUUGUUUAAUGACAGACCACUACACAAAGCAUGUGAAUCUGGAAAUGUAGACAUUGUACGUCAUCUUGUGAUUGAUAAACACUGUGAUGUUAAUGCUAAAGGGAGGAAUGGCUAUACACCAUUACAUUUUGCAUGUGAAAAAGGUCAUUUUGAAGUUGUUAAAAUUUUGACUAAUCAUCCACAAUGUAAUACUGAAGCUGAAGACAGUUAUUUUAAUGACAGACCACUACACAAAGCAUGUGAAUCAGGAAAUAUAGACAUUGUACAUCAUCUUGUGAUUGACAAACACUGUGAUGUUAAUGCUAAAGGGAGGUAUGGCUAUACACCAUUACAUUUUGCAUGUGAAAAAGGUCAUUUUGAAAUUGUUAAAAUUUUGACUAAUCAUCCACAAUGUAAUACUGAAGCUGAAGACAAUUCUAAUGACAGACCACUACAUGAAGUAUGUGAAUCAGGAAAUGUAGACAUUGUACGUUAUCUUGUGAUUGAUAAACACUGUGAUGUUAAUGCUAAAGGGAGGAAUGGCUAUGCACCAUUACAUUAUGCAU